UGUGGGCCGCAAGGAAUGCUGGGAGCCCGCGGCGCGGGGACGCUCCGGCCCCCGGCGGACUCUCGUCGCUGCUCCCCGAGCGCGGCGCUGCCGCGGAGGCGCGGCCGGUCCUCCCGACCGCCAGGGGGCGGCGGCGGGCGGGCGGCGGCGGGCGCGAGGCGCCGUGAGGCGGCGGGGCCGGGCCGCGGCAUGUCGGGGUCCGAGUCUGAGUCGGAGCAGGAGCAGUACUCCUCGGCCGAGGAUGACGACUAUGUGCCCUCAGGUGCGGAGUACAGCGAGGACGAUGAGAGCGAGCUGGUGAGGGAGGAGGAGCCGGCGGACAGCCCGCCGUCGCCCCGCGGCAGGAGGAGCCGGCCCGCCAGCAGGAAGAGGAAGAAAGGCGGUCUUUUGCUAGAGGCAGAUGAGAAAGAGGAAGAAAAGACCCAGCAGAAUGGAGAGGACCAGAAAGAGGAAGAAGUGGAUAAUGCAGAGCAAGUAGAAAGAAGCAGAGAAGAAGAAGAAAAAAAGAAAGAGGAUGCUCUUUGGGCCAGUUUCCUCAGUGAUGUAGGACAGAAGCCCAAAGCUGUGGCUGCCACACAAGGGACACAAAUCAAGAAGACUGAAGAAGAGAACAGUGGGAAUAAACCUCAGGAGAAGCCAAAAGAUUCAGGAAAAGUGACAAUCACCAAAACGUUCGAUUUUGCUGGUGAGGAAAUCAAAGUGACUAAAGAAGUAGACUCAAACUCAAAAGAAGCUAAAUCUUUUCUGAAGCAGCAAGAGAAACUGCAGUCAGCAGCUCCAGCUUCCUUGCCAACAGUCUCAGGGAUUUCAGUGGGAGCAAGACUAGGCCUGGAAGGUGUGAUGAUUUGGGCUGGAGGGAAGCGGGGGAGGCAACCUGUGAGUUCCAGUGACUCACUUCAUAGGUUCAGGCUCAAAUUUUUUAAUCCUCAUAAAUCAUUCAUCCUAGUAAGGAAAUAGCGAUUUGAGUGUCUCCUGCAGCCCGAUGAAACUGCAGGUAGCCAGGGAACAUUCCUGAGAUUGCCUGCAGUUCCCUUGACAGGUGCUUCUCAGGGCUAUAAAAAGCCAUGUCAGGCUGGGCUGUGGCUUCUUAGAGACUUCGGGUGAGCAUUUAAAUGAGAGAUGGUUUUGCCUCUUUGAUGUUCUCUAAUAUAAUUUUGAUGUGGAUUUGUCACUUUUCCGUUCAAGCUCUAACACCUAAUUCUGAGAUUAUCAUAAUGCUUGUCAAAGAUAGAAGGAGGUCGGGUCCCCUGUGUAUCUGGCAUGCCAGUCUGGUUCUUGAUGAGCUUGGGAGAUCACCAGCUUCUUAGGAAUAGAGGAGAUGCUUCUGUGUUCCAGUGAUAAUUUUUAUUUAAGUCAGUGGUUUGCAUUUAUAUUUGAAAGACAUUAGCUGCACUUGAUUUGAUCACACAGAAACAAUACCCAUCAAAUAAAUAUAUUGUCCUUCCCAUCUGCUUAGAGCAAUUCUCCAGUGUGAGUUAAGGCUGCCUUUCCCUGAGAUGGUGUUAUUCAGUUGCUGCAGCUGGAUUGUCACUCAUUUUUCCAGCUAAGUGUUGCAUAGCUUGUACUUGGCUCAGGGUAGUGAAAGCAUAGUGUGUGUGUGUGUGCAUGACCCUUGACAGCUGCUAUUCUCUGAGCUGAAUGAAGGCAUAGAUGAGCAUAGUCUUCAUGCUCUUGUUCACACUGCACAAGGGUUCAUCCCUGCAGAGCUCAUUAAUUGUAACCUGAGUGUUAUGUACAGGGUUUUGUGCUGGAAAACUUGCCUUGGGUUGGGCUGGCAUUCUUUGUGCAGAUUUGGUGGCCAAAGUUUGUUCAAGUGGCAGCUGAAGCUGGGGCAGCUCCUCACUGUGCACACUGCUGGUGGUCCCCUGUCUUCAAAGCUGCCUUCCAGUUUGCUGCUCUGAGUGCAGGCACGUUUGGCAGCCCACUGGGAAAGUUCCAGAGGCUGUUCACCUUCCAGUUCAGCAGAGAUCCAUGUUUCCUCCUGUGUCUUACAGGCCCUGGGGAGGAGCUGAGUUGCCAGUGGGCUUGUGCAGCCUGCUCAUUUCCAAGGGGCAUGGUGUCUUUUGCUGAAGCUUGGAUUGCACAGGAGUAAUAGCCAUAGCUCAGUUUGAAUUCAUGUUGCAGAUAUCUGAAGAAUUCACAUCAGAUAUGGAAAAAAGUAGACUAAAAAUCAAUAUAAGAAAUAAUGAGUUCAAGUACUUUAACUUUCCUUCAGUGAAAUUAUUUUGGAAGCAGCCUAAUUAGGUCAUUGUUCAGCUUGCUGGUGUGUGAUGUCCUACUGACAGUUGCUUGGCCAGAACAUGAGGUGACCUGGCUGUGGAGAAGGGUGGCAAAAAAUAUCCUGGGUUUGUAUGCCUUGCCUUUCUUCAGAGCACCGAACCCCAAAGCAGCACAGCCCUAAAUGCCUUCCCUUUCACAGCCUCCUGCAGUGCAUCCUGGCUUUGUGCAGGAUCCUAUGGCAGAGGAAGAGCAGUGGUGUUUGGAUCAAUGUGUGGAACAGCCCAGCUCUCUUGAGGCUUUAGCAGGAGGUUCUCUGGGGCAAUCUGGGCAGCAUGGGCCCUCUGAUAUGAGAGUGCUCCAGGGAGUCUUGGGCUGGUACCGAGACUGAUCCCUGAGACUGCCAGCAAACAUGCUUGCCUUUGGGCUUAGGAAGAUGCUUCCAGCUGGGAAGCCAGGCCAGGGUAUUUUCAGGUGAGAAAAUUAUUAGCAGGCUUGUGGUAUUCCUUAAAGCCAGGGGCAAGCCCCAUAUGUUCAGCAAAUUACAAAGGUCAGGUUUUAGACUUGAGCCAAGCUAUCCAGACCCUGCUGCUUUGGAGCAAAGAGUCACAAGCCUUAGUGACAUGCCAGAGCAGUGCUUGGGGAGUGACAGAGCCUGGCAUAGCCUGACAGUUCUUUGCACCUUUUGUCUACUUAAAAUAGAAGUUUUGGGGGAGCAGGUACAUUUUUCUCUUCUGCAUUAUGGGAGAGCCCCAGUCUAUUGCCACAAGGCAGUGAAAAAUGUGAUUUUGGGAUCUGAGCUGUGCCUGUGGACACCCACUGUGCUGUGAGCCAUUGUCAGCCCCCAAGAGCUUUGUCAGCUAUUAAAAAAAAAAAAAAAAAAAAA
Taeniopygia guttata (zebra finch) is the source of this 3103-nucleotide messenger RNA. The record is from RefSeq and is a predicted model, not a curated record. NCBI's taxonomy places the organism in Eukaryota, Metazoa, Chordata, Aves, Passeriformes, Estrildidae.